AGUAUGAUAACUAUGAGUACACAGCGUGCCGUACACGUUACAAUAUCAAUGAGCAGGAGGGUGAAUCCCACCGCCUCGCGUUAGGCGCAUGCGCAUUGAGACGUACUGUUUCGCCAUGGCUGACAGUGGCUGGCCGGGCUGUGCGAAGAGUUUGAAAGGUGUCAUAUUGGACAUGUGUGGCGUUUUAUACGACAGCGGGGAGGGCGACGGGGUUGCCAUUCCCGGCUCUAUUGAAGCUGUGAAAAAGCUAAAGGCGUCCGACCUGCUGCUCCGCUUCUGCACUAAUGAGACCCAGGCCACCAGAGAGACGUUUGUAGCCAAGCUCCAAAGACUGGGCUUUGACAUAUCCGUGUCUGAGGUGUUCUCUCCGGCUCCUGCAGCCGUAGCUGUCCUUAAAGAGAGGGGUCUCCGGCCCCACCUGCUGGUGUAUGAUGGACUUAUCCCUGAGUUUGACAGCGUUGACAAGGCCAACCCAAACUGCGUGGUGAUUGGAGACGCAGCUGAAAAAUUUUCCUACCAGAACCUGAAUGAGGCAUUCAGUGUCCUUAUAGGCUUGGAGAAACCAGUGCUGUUCUCUCUGGGCCAAGGGAGAUACUACAAGGAGACAGAUGGCUUGAAACUGGAUGUCGGGGUUUACAUGAAAGCUCUGGAGUAUGCUUGUGAUUUAAAGGCUGAGGUUAUUGGAAAACCAUCCCCAACAUUCUUCCAGAGUGUUCUCAAUGACAUGGGGCUUCAACCACAUGAGGCACUGAUGAUUGGGGAUGAUCUGGUGAAUGAUGUAGGUGGGGCACAACACUGUGGAAUGAAAGGCGUGCAAGUCAGGACUGGCAAAUACAGGCCCUGUGACGAGAAGCACCCAACGGUGAUGGCUGAUGGCACUGUGGACAACCUGGCCCAGGCUGUGGACAUGAUCCUCAAUCAGAGGCACUGAGUACAAGGCAGCGAACACUGGAAACUCUCCACUUACUGUGACCCUGGGUGAAGCCGGCUGGUAGCCAGUAGUAUUUUCAUACAGCCAAGUGUUGUUUCCGGUGAGAAGGGUGUACUUUAUUAAAGUAAUUCAAGUAACUUUCUCAAAGCAGUACACAACUAAAAUACCAUCCAAACACUGUAUGUCCUGUAACUGACAAAUAUGGGAAACACCCACCCUUCUGGUGCUCCACACAGUGUAAAACAAACUAGAAUGAAAUUACUUCCUAGUACCUAUGUCUACAAGAGAUAGUCUUGAAAACUUUAGAGCUGCACCGUGCAUUUUUCAGUACAUGAUUGGCAUAGAUAAGAUACCUCAAGUUGACAUGAAUGUGCCUGUAACCAGCUGCUGACUGACAGUUAGAAGGGAAAAGUAAUGCUGUGUGUUCAGACUCCCUGCUAGAAUUACACAGUCAAACCCUUUGCAAAGACACUGUACAUGAAGGCAGUUUGUAGUCAAACUGGACACGCAGCAUUGAAAUGUAGCUGUAGUGUAUUUUAACAUACAUUAAUCAAAGUAAGUAGCUUAUUGUAUCUAGGUAAUACUGCUGUCGCUCACUCCUUUUCACACAAAACAUAAAGCAGUGGGGAGUGGUCAGCAGUGCAAGUGUUGUUUAAAUAAAGCUAUUUUACUGGUCUA
Molecule: messenger RNA, 1609 nt
Organism: Morone saxatilis (striped sea-bass)
Lineage: Eukaryota; Metazoa; Chordata; Actinopteri; Moronidae
Gene: lhpp
Product: phospholysine phosphohistidine inorganic pyrophosphate phosphatase
Exons: 7
Coding region: 89-931 (280 amino acids)
Biological process (GO): dephosphorylation
Cellular component (GO): cytosol
Molecular function (GO): inorganic diphosphate phosphatase activity; phosphatase activity
Source: RefSeq, a predicted model, not a curated record